This is a messenger RNA of Bufo gargarizans (Asiatic toad), 2351 nucleotides long. RefSeq names its product pyruvate dehyrogenase phosphatase catalytic subunit 2 (gene PDP2). The transcript has a single exon. The coding region runs from base 92 to 1678 and encodes 528 amino acids. The record is from RefSeq and is a predicted model, not a curated record. Gene Ontology annotation, molecular function: protein serine/threonine phosphatase activity; cation binding. NCBI's taxonomy places the organism in Eukaryota, Metazoa, Chordata, Amphibia, Anura, Bufonidae. Gene Ontology annotation, biological process: protein dephosphorylation.
GAAAUAUCUAAUCUAUUUUCUUUUUCUGCAGAUUUUCUCGGGAUCGCCUGCGCUCUGGAGGCGGGGGACACCAUCGUUUGGAGCCCAGCUUAUGAUGUCAAGACCCUUCUCUGGAUGGAUCCUGAACACCGCUAAACGAAGCGCUGUCCUGGUGAAAGGGGGGCGAUGUCAUUAUUCGCACAUGAGAUGGGGGAGGACGCGCUCAGAUAAGGAGGCCACGUCCGGAUGGCUCUGCUAUCCGAGGCACCAGGCCAACCUCUCCCGGAGCAGAUCCUCCAGGCACACGGCAGAAGAUCUCCACUUCCAGCUGCUUCCAGAGCAAAUCGACUACAUCCUCCGAGCCAACGAGCAGUCCCACAAGGUAGCGGACACGGACGGCAAAAACCCAAAUACCAUCCUCCGGUUUGAAAGCAAUAUACUGGCCUCUAACGCCCCUUGUGAAGACCGCCGGAGUGCCGCCACUUGCCUGCAGACCAAAGGUCACAUGUUUGGCAUUUUCGAUGGCCAUGCCGGCUCGGCGUGCGCCCAGUCCGUCAGUGAGCGCUUGUUCUAUUACAUCGCCAUCUCUCUGAUGUCUCAGGAGACUCUGCAGGAGAUCGAGCUAGCCACGGAACGCAUGAAGCCGGUUCUGCCGAUCCUCCAGUGGCACAAACAUAAGAAUGACUAUAUGUACCGAGAGAUCGCGUCGCUCUACGUCGACCACCUGCGGGUUUAUUGGCAAGAGUUGAUUGAUCUGGACAAUGGGUCUGGAAUGAGCGUGGCGGAUGCCAUGUCCGAUGCCUUUCAGCGACUGGAUUCCGAUAUCUCUCUGGAGGCUCAGGUGUCCGCAGAGCAGGAGAUGGUCAGGAAUCUCACGUUACAAAUCGCGUUUUCUGGGGCGACGGCCUGUGUGUCACACGUAGAUGGGGUGAACCUGCACGUGGCCAACGCUGGAGACUGUCGGGCGGUCCUGGGUGUUCAGGAUGCAGACGGAACCUGGUCAGCGCUGCCUCUUACUGCCGACCACAACGCUUUUAAUAAAUCCGAGGUGCAGAGAGUGCAUUCCGAGCACCCGGCCUCCGAGGAGGAGACUGUAGUGACCGACCAGAGGCUGCUGGGAAUUUUAAUGCCCUUUCGAGCUUUUGGCGAUGUCCGUUUUAAGUGGAGUGAGGCGCUGCAGCAAAGUGUUCUGAGAAAUGCCUGUAACCUGGAGCCUCUGAACAUCUAUCAGUAUUAUCCUGCCAACUAUCGCACCCCUCCGUAUCUAAGUGCCAAAGCGGAGAUCGCCUACCACAAGCUCCGGCCUCAGGACAGGUUCCUGGUCAUGGCCUCUGAUGGACUCUGGGACAUGCUGGAGAACCAGGAGGUGGUGAGGCUCGUGGCAGGAUACCUCUCUGACAUGCGUUUACAGGAACCUCACGUUUCCGUGGAGAAGCGUAGCCUCGGGUACAUGCACAACUUGCUUCUCCAGAGGCGAACGCGGAGAUCUAACGUCCAGGAUCGGAAUGUAGCCACGCACCUGGUCCGCCACGCCGUAGGCAGCAAUGAGGACGGCGAGGUGGAGCAGGAGAGGUUGGCUGCCAUGCUGAGUUUGCCGGAGGACCUGUCCCGGAUGUACAGAGAUGACAUCGCCGUCACGGUCGUCCUCUUUAACACAAAUGCUGUUGAGGCGCAUUACAGGGAGAACGCGCAGGAAUAAGACUCCACGUUUUUAUACAGUUGAUUUAAAUUAUGUUUUUUUUUUUUUUUUCCCGCUUCAGAUUAAAGGGGAUUUCUGGGCUCCUAUAAAGUCUGAGCUCAAUGGGCAGCACAGCGCCACUCUCGUCGAUGGGGCUGCGCCUGGUACUACAGCUUAGUGGCACAUGGACUGGUUACUGCAGUGAAGAGGACGUGCUGCGCCCUUUGAGGGUCGAACCCCCAGAGACACUUCGUGGUCCAUUUAUUAAUGUUUCAUGCUGGAAAUGUAGUAUUUUUUGGGAGCCCCUUUCUUCCCUGUAGUAACUCUGGUUUGUGCUGCGUGACGGCGCCUACAGUCGUGGCGUUCGCAUCUAGCGCACACGUGAACAUGGUUUAAGCCAUUCCUGGUUAAGAUGGCCGUAACACCUGUUGGGCUAGCUUCACGUUUCUGCAACUCUUGCAUUGAUCUGGAUGGGGUUGCACCUGCUGCAGAAGCCGCCCCAUUCAGAUGGAUGGAACUGACUUUCAGCUCUGGAAAUUUCUGCAACAAACCCUCAAAGGGGUCGUGUCCCUUCAGCAAAUAACAUUUAAUACCAGGCACUUACUAAUGUACUCUGAUUCUCCAUAUUGCUUCCUUUCCCAUUACAUUAUACACUGCUUGUUUCCAUGGUUACGACCGCCCUCUAAUCCAUCAG